AUGGCACCACAAGACUUGAAAGUUGAGCUGAGAAAAAGCCUGAACGAUUUAGCAACGAUUGAUGUGCCUCGUGUGGUUUACGAGCGUUUCUGCAAGGUGUCGUUCAUGAACUCGUCAAAGCCAAUCUCGCGCCUCUACCUGAAUCAGGAUCUCGAGCUACACGUCUUCUCCAUGCAGUCCGCCUUUAUGCCCGAAGAGGGAAUGUCAUUCAAGUUGGACGUCACAUAUUACAAAUGUGGUGGAAUGAUCACGAAACCGAAUACGGGCGUUCUUACGAGUCCAAACUUUGGCGACGGUCGACCGUAUCUGAAGAACUCGCAUUGUCUUUGGAUGCUUGUGGCACCUGAAGGAAUGGUGGUGAAG
This is a messenger RNA of Ostertagia ostertagi, 363 nucleotides long. The record is from the annotation of a GenBank genome assembly. NCBI's taxonomy places the organism in Eukaryota, Metazoa, Nematoda, Chromadorea, Rhabditida, Trichostrongylidae.